AUGCUGCAACUCACAUUCACGGACCGCCCGCUGAACUCGGUCGUCGUCAACACGGCGACCUACCAAGUACUGUAUGACAUCAAGACCCCGCACUUGCUAGGCGGGUCGUUGACGACGGUGCGCGAUGCGACGGGGGACAUCGUGGCGACAUACGAGACCUCUGCGUAUACUCACGAGCUAACGAUUGGAGGCGAGAGGAGGGGCUUGAACGAGUGGCUGGAACGGGAACACACCUUCUCAUUAUCGCGGCGGAUGCACGCACCGAAUGGGAGGCAGUAUGCGUGGACGAGGUCGAAGUACACCUGGUCGGUCACCGACUGUGAGACGGGCCAGGUCAUCGCGAUGUCGCGAAGCGCGAGUAAGGUGGAUGGGACGAAGUUCACAGUGGACAUACUGGAGGAUGGCUUGCCUAUACUGGAUGCGAUCGUGACGGCAUUUGCGAUCCUCGAGGCAAGGGCGAAGGCGGACGCGGAUGCCGGGAGCACGGUCGGAUACGAUCCAAUGCCAGUAUGUGCGUUCUGCAUCGAGAUGCUUCAAAUCACCGCAAGCGGGAAGGGGCAGCUUAAGCAGUUGCCGAUGGCCAAGCUCAAGAAGUACGCAAAGGCCUACAAUAUCGACGUCUCCGGCAUUCUGGAGAAGGACGAGUUUAUCGAAAGACUUGUAGCAGCAAGGACUCCCGAAGGAUGCCUGCCACAUGCGAACGAGAGCUACUACAGGAAGCACUCAAUACCGAACCGCGCAAGCAAUCGACCGCGCGGGAUAUUCACUCGCGCAAUGGAUGCGAUGUCGGGCGACCGGACUUCAACGUCCUCAACGCCACCCCCACGACAACAGCCUCAGCCUCAAUAUCAGCAACGGCAGCAGUACCAACAAUACCCGCAAUACACUCAAUACCAACCGCGCCAGCGCACUAAUUCCGGUCCUAGUAGAUACAGCCCUCAUAGUCAGACUGACCCUCGGACGCGGCAACAACAGCCACAACAACAGGCGCCUCGCCCUAGUACUGCCCAUCCACAUCCGCAUCCACAUCCACAAUACGCUCCACCUCCAGGCGCGCCCCCACGAUAUAGCCAAUCUGCGCGCCCCGACCACCUCAACGUACCGCCGCAACGUCCCCGCGCAGCGUCGACGUCGUCCACUCCGCGCGGAACUUCCCCCGCACGCCCUGUCGUCGUACCGAGCAUCGACGAGCUCCUGAAGAUGUCGGACGAGCAGGUCGCGGCGCUCUCGAUCGGCUCGCUCAAGGAGAUCCUCUUCAAGAAUCACGUCACAGCCCGCCUCGUCGUGGAGAAGGGCGAGCUCGUCUCACGUGUGAAGACGCUCAUCGAGCAGGAGAAGGCCGAGCGGGAGCGCAAGGCGGCAGAAGAGGCGGCGGAGAGGGAGUAUGAGGAACAGAUGCGCCGUGCACGCGAGGAAUCUCUGGCUUCGGCGUCUCAAGCCGGCCUGUCGCACCCCGCAUCCCCAGGACCAGCGCGUGCGGAGGGCAAUGACGGGGAGGGAGCUAAUGUGCAGAUACCUAUCCCUGAGCCCGCCGGCACAGGAGAAGGUGUGCAGAUGCCUGUUCCUCAACCGGCGACGGGAGAGGACUCGGGUUCUCCUCCGCAGGCGUCCACGCCGCCUACACGUGUUGUCACUCCCCCGCCUGCCAGCACACUCACGCCCAAGGCGCAGGCGAUGGCGUCCCGUCUCGAGCGGACGGGGCUAUGUGUUAUCUGUCAGGAUGAAGAGGCGAAUAUCGCAAUCGUCGACUGCGGGUGCGUGGUCUGGCAUCUCAGCGUGCAAUGUGUCAGCUAA
Messenger RNA from Dichomitus squalens LYAD-421 SS1, 1794 nucleotides. RefSeq lists its product as uncharacterized. NCBI's taxonomy places the organism in Eukaryota, Fungi, Basidiomycota, Agaricomycetes, Polyporales, Polyporaceae. The coding region runs from base 1 to 1794 and encodes 597 amino acids. The record is from RefSeq and is a predicted model, not a curated record. The transcript is spliced from 6 exons.